UGACAUUAUACUCACACAAGCCACAAAGAGAUUGGACUAUCUACCCUGGGAAGACUAUUUCAUGGCGGUAGCGUUUUUGUCUGCCCAGCGGAGCAAGGACCCAAAUUCUCAGGUUGGUGCUUGUAUCGUUAAUGAAGAGAAAAAGAUCGUUGGUAUUGGCUACAAUGGGAUGCCCAAUGGUUGCCAUGACGAUGCAUUACCAUGGAGUAGAGAAAGCGAGGACUGGCUGGAGACUAAGUAUCCUUAUGUUUGCCACGCCGAGCUGAACGCCAUCAUGAACAAGAACUCUGCGGAUGUGAAGGGAUGUACUAUGUAUGUAGCUCUCUUUCCCUGCAACGAGUGUGCUAAGGUCAUUAUCCAGUCGGGGAUCAAGAAGGUCAUCUUCCUCUCCGAUAAGUACCACGAGAACGACACGAUGACGGCUUCAAGGAGAAUGCUGGAUUAUGCUGGAGUAACUUACAGUAAAUUCACACCAUCUAAGCAAACAGUCACGAUAGAUUUCUACACAUUGGAUCCACAAGCAAGACCCAAAGACGAGAACAAAAAAGAAGAGCAACCCUAACUCCUCACAUAUCAGGGUUUGUCUGGUAAUAUUUAUUUUGCUCAAACUGUUUUUUUUUAUUUAAACAGAUCUUGUCUUUCCAGAUUAUUUGUACAUCUUAUUUAUAUUUUCAUAUCACUAUAUUGGUGAUGCAGAAUGUUUGUAGAACAUGAGAGAGAAAAAAAAAAGAAAUUAUUAUUAUUAUUAUUUAAUGGUUUAUUCAGUAGACAUGUAUCGCAGUAAAAACUGAAUUACACAUGCUUUACAGGAUAUCAAUUAAAAAUACAUGAUAAAACAAUACAGAGACAAUU
Lytechinus pictus (painted urchin) is the source of this 852-nucleotide messenger RNA. RefSeq names its product deoxycytidylate deaminase-like. The coding region runs from base 62 to 562 and encodes 166 amino acids. Gene Ontology annotation, molecular function: zinc ion binding; dCMP deaminase activity. Lineage: Eukaryota; Metazoa; Echinodermata; Echinoidea; Temnopleuroida; Toxopneustidae. Gene Ontology annotation, biological process: pyrimidine nucleotide metabolic process. The record is from RefSeq and is a predicted model, not a curated record. The transcript is spliced from 4 exons. Gene Ontology annotation, cellular component: cytoplasm.